Molecule: messenger RNA, 6839 nt
Organism: Sebastes umbrosus (honeycomb rockfish)
Lineage: Eukaryota; Metazoa; Chordata; Actinopteri; Perciformes; Sebastidae
Gene: pde1cb
Product: phosphodiesterase 1C, calmodulin-dependent b
Exons: 17
Coding region: 1459-3351 (630 amino acids)
Biological process (GO): signal transduction
Molecular function (GO): 3',5'-cyclic-nucleotide phosphodiesterase activity
Source: RefSeq, a predicted model, not a curated record
ACCCACUGCUGUUUUAAGUUAAUAAUAAGAAAAUAGAGAUGAUAAAAGAACAUUAUAGAAUAAAUUGUCCACAAAGAAAGCUACAAAAAAGCAGAAACUAGAGUACUCAGCACUGUAUCCAGUAUUCAAUUACUGAGUGGAUGGAAUAGAGCACAUAAUAUAUGCAAGACCCGUUGUGUCGUGAUGGCUCAUAUGGCCGCAGGUAUCAUAAAACCGUCUUAAAUUUGAAACUGGCCCGUUAACUCCCACAUUAUCUGACCAAAUGAGGCAGAAAGGACAGUUUUGCCUAUAAAACUGCAGAGAACAUGAUGUAGUGUGUUGUGUGUACGUUAGACAGAGCAAGAGACAGAAACGGAGAGAGUAAUAUUAUAUCUGGGGGGGGGUUUGAAUAUGGGACGGUCCUGAAUGCGCUCAAUGGAUCAGAGUAAUCUCAGUCAAAUCAGUGUCAAUGCACCGUCUGCACGCUGUUUAAUCCUCUCUGGCAUGACAUUUAAUAUGUUGUCCAGCAAAUGUAUUAUCUACAUUUUCAGAUGAGUACAUUACAGAUAUAAAGCUGUCACAUUUGCAGCGAAUGUUUUCAUCACUUUGAGUGUUGAUGCUGAUGAAGUCCUUAUUUGCUCCAUGACAUUUACAUUCCUGAUGUGUGUGUGUGUGUGUGUGUGUGUGUGUGUGUGAAAGUGCCUAUGAAUCAGAGUCGUUGUUGCAGUGUCUGACAGGAAAAGGUCUUAGUUUACAAUGUUUUCUCUAACCAGAUAUUUUCUGACAGUUAUCCAGGCCACUCAUACCUUCGUCAUCUCUUCCCUAAAGGUCUCUCCCUCCUGUUCCUCUCCAUCCCCACUCGUUUCCCUCCCUCACUCCCUCUGGUUUUUUCCAGUACAUGAAACAGGACAUGGUUUCUCAUUAUCAGCCAGACUCCUCCCUCUCUUUGACUGGUGGUGUUUUCUCCUCCCUCCCUCUUGUGAGGAGAGCUCGGCAGUGAGCGUUAAUCCCGGAUUGCGCUGCCCUGCCGUCUGCAUCCCGUUGUUGCUGGGAGAGCAUGGCACGGCUCCAGGACCCCUGUGCUCACACAGGAGACAAGUGAACGAAUGAGAGAGAGAGAGAGAGAGAGAGAGAGGCAAGAGAGAGAGAAAGGAGAGAGGUACAGCUUCACGACUGUCACAGCUGCUUGAGCACUGCCCUGCACUGAGUGUUGUUGAGUUUCAGUCACACACACACACUCUUCUCUCACAUAAACAAGGGAGAAAAGAGAGAAAAAGGAAGGAUGACGGCCAGUUUGUCGCAGCUGUGGGUGCAAAAGUGAAUGAAGAAAGAGGAAACCUCGGUCACGUCCUGGGUUCCACAGCAUCGCAACCUCUCUCCGCUCGGCGCUGCGUCUUCCUCACCACUCACACUUAAGAGGGAUUAAACUUUUUUUGUGCUUUUGAUCUCUUGUUGUUGGCACAUCUGGAACUCUCUGACAUGGAGUCUCCCACCAAAGAGAUCGAGGAGUUUGAAAGCACGGCCCUGAAGUACCUCCAGCCGGAACAGAUUGAAAAGAUUUGGAUCCGGCUCCGGGGACUGCGCAAGUACAAGAAGACGUCCCAGAGAUUACGAUGUCUGGUGAAGCAACUGGAGAGAGGAGAGGCUUCCCUCACUGACCUCAAGAAAAACCUUGAGUAUGCAGCGUCGGUGCUGGAAUCCGUUUACAUCGAGGAGACGAGGCGUUUGGUGGACACAGAGGAUGAGCUCAGUGACAUCCAGUCAGAGUCGGUGCCCUCAGAGGUGAGGGAUUGGCUGGCCUCCACCUUCACUCGCCAGAUGGGCCUGAUGCUGCGCCGCAAUGAAGAGAAACCUCGCUUCCGCAGCAUCGUCCACGCCGUCCAGGCUGGCAUAUUUGUUGAGAGGAUGUACCGACGUACCUCCAAUAUGGUGGGACUCAGCUACCCCCCUUCUGUCAUAUCUGUGCUUAAGCAUGUUGACAAGUGGUCGUUUGACGUGUUCGCUCUAAACGAGGCCAGCGGGGAGCACGCUCUUAAAUUCAUAUUCUACGAGUUGCUCACAAGAUACGACCUCAUUAGUCGUUUCAAGAUCCCGAUCUCUGCGGUGGUGUCGUUCGUGGAGGCCCUAGAAGUGGGAUACAGCAAACAUAAAAACCCCUACCACAACCUGAUGCACGCUGCUGAUGUCACACAGACUGUACACUACUUGCUACUCAAGACUGGCAUGGUGCAUUGGUUGACUGAGCUUGAGAUCUUUGCCAUGAUCUUUGCGGCAGCGGUGCACGACUACGAGCACACGGGGACCACAAACAACUUCCACAUUCAGACAAGGUCAGACACAGCUAUCCUGUACAAUGAUCGCUCAGUGUUGGAGAGUCACCAUGUCAGCGCGGCCUACCGCCUGCUGCAGGACGACGAUGAGAUGAACAUCCUCUACAACCUCUCCAAGGAUGACUGGAGAGAGCUGCGGGCUCUGGUGGUGGAGAUGGUGCUGGCCACAGAUAUGUCGUGCCACUUCCAGCAGGUUAAGACCAUGAAGAACUUCCUACAACAACCUGAGGGCAUCGACAAGCCCAAAGCCCUGUCCCUGCUGCUGCACACUGCAGACAUCAGCCACCCGGCCAAAAGUUAUGACCUCCACCACCGCUGGACCACCUCUCUACUGGAGGAGUUCUUCAGACAGGGGGACAAAGAAUCAGAGCUCGGCCUGCCCUUCUCUCCGCUCUGCGACCGAAAGUCCACAAUGGUGGCCCAGUCCCAGAUCGGGUUCAUCGACUUCAUUGUGGUGCCCACCUUCACUGUGCUGACGGACAUGAUGGAACGUAUCAUCAAACCGCUCAUCGACGAGGCCUCCCAUUCAGGUUUUGCCGGCUUUAGACGCUCAAGUCUGAACAGUAUUAGCUCAGAGGAGCCCAAGAGGCACAGCGGGAAGAGCUCCGACAGCAGCUCGUCAGGACAAAGCUCUCUGCUGACGGUGGACCUGAAGAACUUCAAGGCGUUGUGGAACGAAGAGGUUUAUCAGAAUAGAGAGAGGUGGAAAGCUCAGGCUGCUAAAGAGGCGGAGGAGAGAGCUAAAAGGGAAGCGGAGGAGCAAGCCCAACAGGAAGAGUCCAUGGAGCCCCAGGAUGUCGACACAGAACCAGAACAGCCUGAACCAAAGGAGGAGCCACUGGAGGGGGAGGACCCUGAGUCAUCGGAGGUCAGCCGACCUCCAGAUGGUAACACGGAGGAAACGGAGCAGGGAGCGCAGCCCGGGAGCGCCACACACAAGAGUCCUCCACUGCAGAACGGAGAGUUGUCUGAAGGAACUGAAUCUCCAGAGGGUGAAGAAAACAAGAACAAAGAAGAAGAUGCAGAGGUGGCAAUGGAAUAAGCGAGCUGUGGAGAAUCACGGCCUUACUGUUGCAUCUCUGCUGCGCUGCUGUCGACCUGAACCUGCUUUUACCUGUAUGGGAGAACUCACACCAGAGGGAAGCCAUUAGUUGGACUGCGUCGCCCUCUACAGGACACCAAGAAACUGACACUUUCACUUCCUUUUUUGUCUCUGUGAUCAACUGUUUAUACUUUCACCAUAUUUAUACUCCCAGGCUCUUGUAUCCAGAGCUUGCAGCUCUACCCACGUGCAUUAUUCCCGCCUUCCUGCUUCCUGAUGAAGACGAUACAGAAGAAGAUUUAAUGAAGAGGAGCCUUUGAAAGACACUGAAAAUGCUUCUUUUCUUUUUUUUGUUUGUUUGCCAAUCUUUUACUUCACUCUAAGUUGUGUGUUUAACUCAGCCACAGACAUGUAGCCAUUGUACAAAUCCCACUUUUCACCGCUGUGGUGUGCUCCUCUGUUUACAGUCUUUGUUCGAUUUUAACAUCACGAGUAUUGCUAAUUUAUUUUGGUACUUACUGAAGAAUACAUUAGCGCAGAUUUGCGGGAAAUGCAGGAUAGAUCUAUAGAUCUAUAGCUGCGACAGCAUACGAGUAUGUGUACAGUACACUGGGGUUAAAUUCAUAGGUUUAUAGCGCUACUAUUUUACUAGAAAGUCCUUUUAACACAUCCACUCUAUAACUUCUCCCUGUGCUUUUAGGAGCUCCUGUUGGGAGUCUCUUAUGUUUCUGAGGCGACUACAAGAAACCAGUUGUGGCUCAUUUUUUUCCUUCAACAUGUUUACUUUCUUAGUGCUUUCCUCCGACAUUGUGCAAUUCUAAUGCGUUUGUGUUCCUUGCAGCCAGGUUUAUAUUGUUUCUGUUUGUGUUUCUGUCCUCUUUACUGUAUAUAUUGAAAGUUUGUACAUGUAUGGAUGUGAGGAGGAGGAGUAGAAAUCCUACGAUUCCAAAAUCCACCAACAGAUAUUUUCUUUUUUUGGAUAUAAUGUAAGAUAUUGUAGUGAGAAAUGUCCAAAAAUUAGAAUGCAACUUUUGCAUUUCAAACAUAUCACUCGUUCAAGUUUUUGUAAUAUAUAUAAAGUCUUUUUCUUUACUUUUUCUUUUGUAACAUUCUUGUUUUGUUUUGCAUUUGUUGUGUCCUCUAUGAAUCAUGCACUCGAUAUGUGUCUAAUAUCCUCACACUGUGUGUCAUUUCUUCGUCAAACGACUUCUUCUUGAUGCCUUCUUCUAUGUAUUUAAGCUGUAGCAAAGAGUCAACAUGUCAUGUCGCUGAAUUAGAGGAAAAUCGUAUCUAUGUAUUUUAUUUUGCAGUACAGUUAUGUUCCAGCAGCUUCGAGGUUGCUGGUGUAAAUGUUUUGAUCGACGUGUUUACAGUGUGCUCGUACACCUAUUAGCCAGUUGAAUCCAUCAUGCUUCUGUGAUGCAUCUGAGGCUAUGAGUCCAAACUGUAUCUGCUUCUUGGUCGUUCGCCAGGUUUUUAAAGGCUUGUAAUGUUGUGUAUAGGAGAUGCAAAUAUUGCUUACUGUGCAUAUGUAACAUAUUGAACCUCUGCAAUGCUGGUUCAGCUUUUAAUAUAUAUACUUAAUAUGUGUAAUUGGAAGAAAAGAAGCAUUUUUUGGCAGUAUUUGCAUAAUGAUGGAUAUGUUUUCCCUAAAAAUUGUGCACUUUUAUUUAGUUUUUCUUUUGUGUUUUAAAUUCUAAAUUUAUUGUGCCAAGAUCAAGGCAUAUUAUUUUAAAGUAUACUGCACAGGUGUAUACUGAUACAUAUACUAAAACAUAAACAUAGGGUUCAAAGAGGGGAAAUAAUUCAACACCUAAACAUUUAUAUAAAACUGUAGGAAUUCUUUUUCAGCCUCUUUGUUUUAAUACGCACUCCUCAUUUUUAUAUUAUAACAGGAACUUUAGUAUCGUGCUGGGAUAUAUAAAGCAGAUUGUCACGUAAUGUAACCACAUGCUACUUUCUACCUAAAAGAUACAGUCAGUGGUUAGCAAGCCAGCUGGCUGAAUGUGUGCCUAUAUAUAUGUGUACUUUCCAUUUGACACCUUUCACGUGUAGGAAAACUAAUUUUGUGAUGUCAUUUGAAUCUGUACUGAUCCAGGUACAGUCAAACAAAACUGUUCAUAUCUUCCUACAAUUACUCACACUAAAGAGUUUUAUUUUAGACACUGUUGGAAAGUCUGUCUGUAAAGUCAGAAGUUUGAUGUUGCAGAAGUAUUUAUAGUGGUAUAUGUUGCUCUUUUUUAUUUAGAAAAAUCUAUUUUAUAGCUGUAUAGCUUUCUUUUUGUUUUACUGUACUGUUCGCCGGAUUGUCAAAAAGUACGUCUCCAACAUGUAAUGACAUUUUUAACUUGUCAUUUUGUCUCUCCUCUCUGGUUUCAUUCGUCCCUGUGUGUGUGUGUCGUUUCGAUAUGUUUUAUUCCACCAGCUCUGAAGUCAGAAAAAUAAUUCAAGUGGCUCAAAACUGUAAAUUUAAAGUGUAAGAAUCAUUUAAAAAAUUUGAUUUAUAAAUAGAACAAAUACAAAAAAGUCAUUGCGUGCUCAAAAUAGCCUGCCUGAUACUUGGUAAAGCAGAAUAUAUUUUCUGUACCAAGGGACCAACACAUGUACAGUCUUGUAGUUUGCUCUAUCUUUCACUUGCUACUGUGAUAGCCUACUGUAUGAAUAUUUAACAGGACUUUAUACCAACCAUAAUCAGAAACAUAGCUGUAUUUAUGACAUGUAAAGACUUCUAAACAUGGUGUUUUGUAAUUGUUACCACGGAAACAGAUUAAUUGUUGUUUGUUUAAUGCUUCGUUUCCUUGUUUAGUGUCAAUCACUCUUUAUGACGGAUCUCAAACUGUUGUAGUGACUGAGGUUAGAUGGAUGUAAAGCGUGUGUGUGUGUGCGUGUGUGUGUGUGUGUGCGUGUGCGUGUGUGUGUGUGAGAAACUGCCGAAAAAUACUUAAUGUGCAUUUCCGAUCUCCUCACUGUGACCUGCUCUAUCGAUGAAGAGUGUGAUGAGAUGAGUGUGAUGAGAUGAGAGUGUGUGUGUGUGCGAGUGUGUGUGUGUGAGAGAGAGAGAGAAAAAGUGAUGCAGCAGGCUGUUUAAAGCUGCAAACAAUUCUCACCACUUAAAACAUAAUCCGCAUUUUAUUCCCACUUUAAAGAUCCAAUUCUCAUAUGUUUUAUAAACCGUAUCAGGCUGACUGAAUAUGUUUACUUAUAUAAAACAGAAGUAGACAUAUAAACAGUUAUGUUAAUUAAAUAAACGUAAAGGUGGGUAGUCAAACUAGCUAACAAAAGAAAACCGCCUUUAUCCUCCACGACAUCUAUGAAUACACAGACGGACUAAGAGAGUGUGUAUGUGUGCGUGCGUGUGCGUGUGUGCGUGUGUGCAUGUAUGUGCAUGCAUGUGUGUGUCACUGUCCCAUGCCGGCCAGGCGGCCGCGUGUGCCACCAUGCUCUGUGACUGCACAGCCGUAUCAAUAAAUCUGGACUCAAAGGGCUCA